Molecule: messenger RNA, 1325 nt
Organism: Branchiostoma floridae (Florida lancelet)
Lineage: Eukaryota; Metazoa; Chordata; Leptocardii; Amphioxiformes; Branchiostomatidae
Product: tRNA wybutosine-synthesizing protein 3 homolog
Exons: 6
Coding region: 33-782 (249 amino acids)
Biological process (GO): tRNA methylation
Cellular component (GO): cytoplasm
Molecular function (GO): tRNA methyltransferase activity
Source: RefSeq, a predicted model, not a curated record
AAAGUCGCUAGGAUUCAGUUCAUUUUUUCAAGAUGGCGACGCCCAGUGCUGCAGAAUUCGCGAGGUGGAAGAAACAAUGUCUCUCUGCCGCAGAUUUGAGUCGCAAAGGCAGCAUCGACGAGCCAAUAGUAGAACUGGUCAACCUCAUCAACGGGCAAGAAUUUCUCUUCACCAAAAGCUCCUGUUCGGGGAGAAUUUUAGUUUUUGCUGAGAAACAUGAAGAGAAGAAGAGAGGCUGUGACUGGCUGCUGAUAUCCCACACACAGGCUGAUACACAGGCAGUGAUGACAGCCCUGUGUGACCAUACAGGGUCUGCUGUGUUCAAGUAUGAACCAUUUGUCCUCCAUGCCCAGUGCAGAACCAUCCAGGAUGCCAGGCUCAUGCACCAGGCUGCCGUCCAGGCCGGCUUCAGGAACUCUGGGAUCUCCCUGGGGAACAGGGGCAAGGUGGUGGUGGCCAUCAGAAGCACCCACACCCUAGAGGCACCCCUCUCGGACCGGGGAAGGAUGUUGGUAGAUGAACAUUACAUCAGAUACCUGGUCACUGCAGCCAAUGGCAAACUGGAGGAGAAUGAACGCAGAGUUCAAAGAUUUUUUUGCAACCUGAAAGAGUUGCUUUCACGCCAGACUGCACAGCCUCGUGAUGUCCAGCACAGGAAAGAGAAACACCAGGAGGAACGUAGAAAACAGCAGCGUGAGACGCAGCCAGACACGUGUGAUGCUCAGGACCAGGAACUCUGCAAUGACUGGGUAGACUUACAGGACCUGUUUGAAGGAAGUUGACAUCAUAUAGUUUUUAGAUGUUUGUAUAUAAACAACAAAGUUGAUGUUAUUUUUCCCUCUUCUUUUGCCAUGCGUCACGGCAAAAGGUCAUGUUUGUCUUCUGUUGUUUGUAAGUUAUUGGAGGUGCUGUUGGUCAAACCUGUGCUGUUGAACUCCACGUUGUAAGCACCUGUUCUGUGUGACACAAACUCUGCUGUCUUGGGCUGUAACUCACUGUGGCCCCUCCCCACAGGAGGCCAGCGGAUGUUGGGUGGGCUGCUAUAAGCGAGAUUUAAUCAGGCUAGUAAGCGCCAACCUGUCACUAUAUUGACUUUUGCAAUUGGUGGUCCGACCCUAGGUUAUUCUUCCAUUGACUCAAACAUUAAGAACCCUGUCUACAUAAAGGAUAGUUGUCUACUGUGACCAUCUCUUGAUUGGGCGUUAUAGACAGGUUUUGUUGUUUUGGGAGAUACUAACAGUUGAUCAGUGGAUUCCUUGUUACAAAUUCGCAAAGACUCACAGAUCAUUGGUUGAGUUUUCUAACAAGCUAACGAACGAAAUUUU